Molecule: messenger RNA, 653 nt
Organism: Yamadazyma tenuis ATCC 10573
Lineage: Eukaryota; Fungi; Ascomycota; Pichiomycetes; Serinales; Debaryomycetaceae
Source: RefSeq, a predicted model, not a curated record
GCUACCAUUAGAAGAGGUAUACAGGCCGUCCACCACCUGCUGGGAUAGGUAAUAAAUAAGCGCACAUUAGCAGCUCCAACAACAGACUGCACUCACUCAAAAAAUACUGGGAAAAUAAAUUGAAAUUCUCUAGGGGUCGUGUCUUCCUCGAGCCCACCUCAUAUAAUUACUGCUUGUCUCUUAAAACUAAAGAAUAGCUAUGAUUGCAUCGGUUAAAUCGCCGUUUGCUAGAUGUCAACGGUUAUGCAUGCCGCUUCCUGCACAUUUACGCAAGAGCUCUGCGGCGGUUGGUGCAGGAACAGGAAGUUCCCACUACCAUUCGGGGGAAACCCUAUUCCUCCCAUCCACUGUCUUGGCCUCCAAUCAUAUAUUUCUACAUUUACUGAUAGCCCAAUCAUAUAUAUCAUUAACCCAAGUACAUUUCAAUUAACGAGCCCAAUUGUAUUUUCGCUUCCAUCGCUUCCAUCGCUUGGCUCGCGUUUUUACUCGAGCAUCGACCUCAAAGAAAAGGGGUCGCAAUAAAUCGGAAUGACAUCAGGCGGACCGGGGACAAUCAACUCUAGAUUUGGUUAUGGUUACUUGGCGGGUGGUCCAGACGCACUAGGCAUCCUCGGUUGGCAUCUGGCUUGCCUAAAUCGAGAUGGGUCUAAACC